CCCAGGCCCCAGUUGCCACGGAAGAUCAUUAGUAAACCAGCUUGGAGCCUGGGAAGCAUUCUAAGCUCUAGCUAUCAGCAUCCUUUCGGGGUCACAGGAUUGAAACGAAGUGAAAUGGGGUUUAACGUCAACCGAGCUAAUGAAGACGGACUGGGCUCAUUUUAUGAUGCAAAUAGGCCAAGUUAUACAGAUGAAGCAGUGGAUAAGAUAUUGGAGUUGAUUAGGAAUAUAGAGUUGCCUAAAGGCCAAGCAAACUCUCUACAAUAUGAUAUAGUGGAACUUGGGGCCGGAACUGGAAAAUUUACCACAAAAUUAAUAGAGAAAUUACAGUCAGAGAAGUAUUUGGCCACUGAACCAUCCGAGAACUUUGUGAACACUAUGAAGAAACAUGGUAUAGACGCACUACAAUGUGCAGCAAAUGACCUUCCCUUACCAGAUAAUUCAGUUAAAGCUAUUGUUGGUGCUGAAUGUUUUCAUUGGUUUGCUAAUGUAAAAAGUCUAACAGAGAUUAACAGAGUUCUCGUACCAAAUGGUCUUUUAGUUUUGGUAUGGAACAGAAAAGACCAGGAUGUACCUUGGGUGGAUGAAUUACUGAAGAGUGUUGAGUCUUACAUGGGAGACAACCCGCCACCCCAAUACUUCGAUAUGAAAUGGAAAGAUGUUUUUAAACAUGUAAAAUAUAUCCAACAUGUACAAGAUUACAAAUUGAAAGGCAUCAAAUUUGAGGGAUCAGCUGACUUUUUGUUGGAUAAUCUCUUUUCAAAAAGUUACAUGAGUAAGAUGUCGACAGAGGAGAAACUGAAGGCACGAGAAAAGUUGUUGAAAGUGGUACAGAAACACCAUGGAAACAAUUCCAGUAUCGAUGUUCCAAGUUAUACAAUAAUACAUUUAUAUAAGAAAAUAAACUAAAUUUUAUGUU
Patella vulgata (common limpet) is the source of this 919-nucleotide messenger RNA. RefSeq lists its product as uncharacterized. NCBI's taxonomy places the organism in Eukaryota, Metazoa, Mollusca, Gastropoda, Patellidae. The coding region runs from base 115 to 909 and encodes 264 amino acids. Gene Ontology annotation, molecular function: S-adenosylmethionine-dependent methyltransferase activity. The transcript is spliced from 7 exons. The record is from RefSeq and is a predicted model, not a curated record.